AUGGGUAUGCAGGUUCUGAUGGAUGUCCGGUGCACGAACCUUGUCAACCCUGUAUGCGACUGGCUUGGUGAGAUAUAUGAUACCGCCUCCAGGGAAUUCGUGAUUCCGGGACGGGGAAGACUUCCAUUGAAUGAGGAAUCCGUGUUCUGCACUUUGGGUGUGCCUCGUGGACAUAUCAAAGUCCCGUACGAGGUCAAUAAUGAGAUCAAGGAAGAGCUAUUCGCCUGUUUGUUUCCUAGUUUGGAGUCCAUGCCGAACACGUCUGUACUGGCAGACUCGCUACAAGCCAUGACGAUGCACGAAGAAGUUUUCAAGAUGAAGCUACUCAUGUACCUCAUAUCAGCUAUUUUCGCGCCUACCACUUCUCUACGCCCAAGCAACAAAUGUUUCCCCAUCCUGGCGAAUCUGAAAAAUGUGAAGAAUAUGAACUGGUGUAAGUUUAUUGCCGACUUUCUCCAUGAUGCUUUCAAAAACAAGAUGUACCAGAAGGGUUGUCGGCUGCAUUUAAUGCUCAUGUAUGUCGACUGUCUUGAUCUGUCCACCAUGGAUUUCACUGGGGUAGGAGGGCCGCCGCCUACGCACAAGUUUGUUGUUUCUGCGUGGACCAUCAGCGCUGUCAAGGCUGUGCUUGCCGCAGACAGGGCAACUGAUGGCACGUAUGGAAAACUACAGCUGAUGGCCAAGCAUGCUAUAGACUACGGCGUGUUUGGGGGGCCUCAAAAAUUUGGAAAGUGGAUGGACGUGCACUCAGCUCCGUCUUGCCCUUCUGAGGCGAGGGCACCAGUUGAGCAUCUAAUUGGGCAGUUUGCCUCCGGAAUGACUGGAUUGCUCGGGAAGUUGGUUGAGGGAUGGACGUCCCUCAGUGCCUCUGACAGCAACGCGGUUGCGAGGCAGUUCACUUCAUUUGUCCCAGAACGUACACAUCGGCCAACCGGUUGCCGUGGCCGGUAUGACUACAACAGUUCCCAAGAGCCCGGCGACACACAAGAUGAUGUAGAUGGAGACGCUGGCCUCAGCAAGGAUGAUGACGACGACAUGGACAAUGUGCACCAGGACACGUAUGACGAUGAACUAGCUGAAGUUCGUAGAGGCGACAACAGGGGCAAGGAUGCAACAGAUGCCCCCCCCCCCCACUGGAGAAAGUGA
Messenger RNA from Triticum turgidum subsp. durum (durum wheat), 1146 nucleotides. The record is from the annotation of a GenBank genome assembly. NCBI's taxonomy places the organism in Eukaryota, Viridiplantae, Streptophyta, Magnoliopsida, Poales, Poaceae.